Molecule: messenger RNA, 4064 nt
Organism: Botrytis byssoidea
Lineage: Eukaryota; Fungi; Ascomycota; Leotiomycetes; Helotiales; Sclerotiniaceae
Exons: 2
Coding region: 273-4064 (1263 amino acids)
Source: RefSeq, a predicted model, not a curated record
UUUCAUAUUUCCCAUUACCCAAAGUCGCGAAAUCAUGUUCCUCUCUUCAGCCCGCGUCGUACAUUCACAAAUUCAGAUAUCAAAAGCUUCAAAGAAAUUUUGCAAUUCCAAUUCUCAUUCUCAUUCCCAGUUUAAUUGCUGUAUACCCUUGCUGUACCUUUCUUUUCCCUUUUUUCGCUUUUGACUGCUGUUUUAUCGCCAAGACGCGAUACUGUAUGUACAAAUUAUAACAAUCCUACUUUCCCACGUAUAUGCCCUUUUGAUAAGGUCCCAUGUCUCCUUUGUCACUUCCGUCCCUCUAUGACGGCGGUCAAUCAUACAGUUGGACAACCACCACUGAUGAACCCUAUUAUACUGAUGAUGAUUUGAUUAUUUUACAUGAUAUCGUCGUUCGCGCACAACAUCUCUUACCCACUCUACCUCCAAAGGAUAGACUCCCCACAUUAGCACUCGCCAAAGCAUACUAUGAAUUCCUCCCUGAUCUUGGAAUUCAUCCCGACCAUGACAGUCGAUACUUCAGGUUUAUAUUCAAAAUCGGCGUCACUGGAGAACCCACCGGCACACUCUUCGACAAGUUCGAAGAAUGCUUGGCCAAAAGAGGCAUUACUCUCGAAUUCGAUUACAAUACACAUGACUAUCUACGAAGUAACAAAGCUACUUCUCAAGAUGUCGCAGAUAAUAAAGAGAGCGACACUCUCUACAACGAUGAGAAUGAAUCACCAUUACCACGACGCAAUUCUGAGACAGGCGUCCUGGAUCUGGGGAUUGCAGCACAGGCACAAGCUCCACCGCAAGAGCCAAAACACAAAAGGAAUAAAUCAGUCUCUCCUCUACCUCUUGGGCUUGCCACACCCGCAAAACUAAAUGAACUGAAGAGCUUCAUUUCGGAAGCUACUCGCGCACCAUCACCGGAAUCUAUCCCAGAACCUACACCACAACCACCUAGAACUACCCAAAAAGGGCGCGAAGAACGUGGAUUAAACAACGUUAGAAAUUGGCUUGAAGCCAGUGAGGACGGGUCGCCUCGCAGUCAGAGCAGAUCGAUUUCUGCACAUGGCAGCAUUCGCUCAAUCAAUCGACACCCAGAGAGAGGUGCUCCAAGGGGUCGUCCAUCUGGUCGCAUUCCCAUAAACAACACCACAUACGAAUAUCAAGACGUCAGCGACGAGUUGACCACCCCUUCGCAAGCUGAAGAAGACGAAGCGCAAAAAGCCGAAGAACAAGAAGUCGAGGAGCGAAAGGCUGGACAGCUCGAAUUUGACGACGAAGAUGGCGAAGAGCAAUUUCAUGACUCGUUUGAGGAAUUGGAAGAGGAAGAGGACGACGAGGAGUUCUAUGACGCGAGCGAAGUAUUUGAUUUAAAUAACCCUUGGGUUCGACACGUAAUCAAACAAAAUAAAAAAGCGAAAAUUAUCAAGGAACAUUACUUUGAUGAUUUGGUGAUCAGAAAGCUACUUUCAUGGCGAGAUCAAGCAAGGGAACGUCUAGAACGGAAAGCGAAGCUGAACGCUGUAGCUAUGAAGCACGACACUGGCGCCUUGAAAGAACAGGCCUUGUCUGGCUGGCUCGAAAGAGCUCGCGCCAAAAAAAUCCAACGAUUGCUGCUGGAAGCCCAGGCGCAAAAACAACAGCGUCGACAGGAAGAGCAACAUCUUCAAGAGGAGCAACACCUUCGGGAAGAACAACGCCUUCAAGAAGAGCAAGAAAAGCAACAACUUGCCCAUCAAGUUCAAUUGGAAGUCAAAAAGGCUGAACCGAAAACUGUUGUAAUGAAAAAUAAUAACAACGCUCUGAAGGAGCAAGCACUGUCUGGUUGGGUGGAAAAAAUCCGGGCCAAAAAGGCGCAAAAGCUACUCCUAGAAGCCCAGGCGCAACAACAACGCCUCGAUGAACAAGAGAAGCAGGAACUUGCUUAUCAGGCUCAAUUGGAGGCUGAGCAGAGACUCUAUGAACAAAGAAUACAUGAAGCUCAACAAGCAAAGCUUUAUAAGGCGCAGAAAGAUGCCGAAAAAGCGCGCCUGGCCGAACUGGAAGCUGAGAGAGCCGAAUUAGAAUUUGAGCAGAAGUUCCGGGCGAAGGGAAAGAAAUUUGCAAGGAUCGGAUUAAGAGCCGUGUCGUGCAGAAAUGAUUUUCUCAAGGAGAAGGCUUUCACCCAUUGGUUGGCGAUAGCUCGAGACAAAGUCGAAGCCACAAAAGCGGCAGAAAGACAGAUGAUGAGGUCACGCACUUUCAAGGCCUGGAAGUCUCACACGAAGGAGAACGAGGAGAAAAUCCAGCUGGGCGAGGAAAAAGCUCGACAAGUCCAACUGAAAAAAUUCCUCGGCAAAUGGAAAGCAAAGAAGGAAAAAAUCGAAGUGGAUGAACUGGAAGCUGCUGAAGUUGACAAGUGCAAUAUGCUUGAACGAGUCUUUUCAAAGAUGGCCGAGAAGAAAAAGGUCACAGAUUUUUCCAAAGAAGUCGAGCAAAGGAAUAAGCAACGGGCUUUGUCGACAUGGGUAGAAAAGGCACAAGCUGUGGCCGAAGCCACUCAGCUAGCAGAUGACGAGAACCUACUGAAGGCGGUGGAGAAAACCAUGAAAACUUGGAAACAAAAGACGGUAAAACAAGUUGCACUCAACCAGGAAGCCGAGAUUAUAGCCGAAACGAAGAAAAAAGCCGAUUCUAUGCAGAAAUGGCACCGCGAAGCUCAGACAGCCCCUGCUAGAAGAAAGGUACAGGGUGGCCACAAUGCAGGUGUACUCAAAGGCGCUUUGCAUAGUUGGAAAAAACGUGCCGAGAAAGAGAAGCAAGCUACAGAGAUGGAUCGUGCCAAGAUCCUCCGUGAAGCAUUUACCAAAUGGCGACAUCAGACCAGGGCGAAGAUAUCACAGGCCAUCUCAGAAGGCCGUGCUGUAGCCAAAGCCUUCAAGAUCUGGGAAUUGCAGACAAAGUUAAAAGGUGCCAAGGCACAGAGGGAGGAAGAUAUCAAAUUUGCAUGCUUGGAAGUUUGGUUCGAUAGGGCUCAAGAUACACGAAGCAGACGCUGGGAACGCGAAGAGACGGCUCGACGAUACGACAACACAAACCUAGCAACGUCUGUUCUCAAAUGCUGGUAUGCAAGAAUGGAUGAAAAGGCAGAUUUUGAGGCCCAAGCGACGGAACUUCAAGCUCCUCGAAUUCUAGGUGAAUGUUUCGAUUCCAUGCGCGAGAAGGUCAAGAAAAUCGCCAUAGAUAAUAAAACCGCUCGCGGAUGCAGAAAAUUCUUCCUAAUGAGGACGGCUUUGUAUGCAUGGCGAGACGCAACAUUUAAGGCGAAACGAGAAAAGCGUAAACAAGCAUAUAUUAAAGUUCGAAGAAACAGAAAAUACGCUAUUGCAAGAAGAUGGUUUUCAUCUUGGCGCGCCAAGGCACAAGAGAAAAUGGCAUUGAAUGAGCAGGCCGGUCAGUUCGCCCAAGGUAAAACAUACAUCAUAGGUAUGGACAAGUUUGACCAAUGGAGAGCUCGAACGGAUGAAGUAGCCGAAUAUGAACCCCUUUGGAAAGAGAUGGUCAUGAGGAAGUUCUUCAAUAGAUGGAAGAAUCGCACCGAGUCAUUACAAGUGUUGAACAUCGAGGCAACACUUGACCACCAGGAGCACAACCAAUCCGAGGCGCUUCGAAAAUGGAGGUUGAAGGCGAUACAAGCAAAAGCCAGGGCGAAUACUGCAAAGGAAGUUCACGAUAGGAGCACAAGGAGGGGACAGAGAAAGAUGCUUCAUCACUGGCAAAAGCGAACUGCGAAUCAGCGACCAAUCGUGGAGGAUGGCACACCUCCUGGAACUGAGACAGCAGAGAAUUGGUCAGAUUUUGGAGAUGAAGUUGAGAUGGAUGAAAUCUCGCGAAGACUUUACGAAAAGCGACCGGCUAUUGAGAAGAGACCGGCUGUCUUGAAUCCAAUAACCCCUGGAUACAUGGCUACACCCUCUCGAAGAAGAGUUGCUGCAUCUGUACGUUAUCAAUCUACAAGUGCCAGAGGGGCAUUGCAAACCCCGAGAACUGCUCCAAUCAAGAGUAGGUUCAGCGAGUUCAGGAGCAUCAGGGAAUGA